AGUGAUGGCUUAUGAAGUGAUGAACCAGACUUCUGCAACCACAUUCAUCUUGGUCGGUUUCUCAGAAUAUCCACAGCUCCAAAUACCCAUCUUCCUCCUGUUCUUGACCAUCUACUCAGUAACAUUGAUGGGGAACCUGGGCAUACUUGUGGUUAUAAAGGUCAAUCCCAAACUUCACACACCCAUGUACUUUUUUCUUAGUCACUUAUCAUUUUUGGAUAUAUGUUAUUCUAGUGUAUUUACACCCAAACUUUUGCAGAUCUUGAUCAUGGAAGAUAGGACCAUUUCUUUCAAGGCAUGCAUGGUACAAUUUUUCUUUAUUUGUACAUUCGUGAUUACAGAAAUGUUCAUGUUAGCAGUGAUGGCCUAUGACAGGUUUGUGGCUGUUUGUAAUCCCCUACUCUACACAGUUGUGAUGCCUUUUCAAUUCUGUGCUCUGCUAGUAGCUGGGACAUAUAUUAUUGGUGGACUAUGUACUGUGAUACUUCUAUAUACUCUUUUGCAACUCUCCUAUUGUGAAUAUGGCAUCAUCAAUCACUUUGGCUGUGAGUACUCGGCUGUCAUCUCUGUGUCUUGCUCUGACUCCUCCUUUAGCCAGUUGACAUCCUUAGUCAUUGCCAUAGUUAGUGAAUCUUCUAGUGUCCUGAUCACUCUAGCAUCAUAUGUGUUCAUAGUUGUCACUAUUAUAAAGAUGCCUUCCAAAGGAGGACUGAGAAAAGCCUUCUCCACCUGUACUUCCCACUUGACUGCCAUAUCAAUCUUCCAUGGGAUCAUACUCCUCCUGUACUGUGUUCCCAACUCAAACAGCUCACGGCUCUUUGUCAAAGUGGCCACUGCUCUUUAUACAAUCAUGAUUCCCAUGUUGAACCCCCUUAUCUAUAGCCUUAGAAAUAAAGAUGUGAAGGACACAGUCAGGAGACUUAUCAGCUCAAAACUUCACUCUCACUUGACAUAAUUAUGAAUAUUGUUCUGCAUGUACAUGCAUGUGCACUGUGUGUUUGUGUCUCUGUGUGUGUAUGUGAUGGCAAGACUCAGAUAUAGGCACACAUUAAGACAGAGAUACAUUGAGAGGUAAAGAGUGGUAAGAGUUGGGUGGGAGACUGUGGUACUUUUCUUAGUUCAUAUGCAUUUACAUUUUCUCUAGUUUAUAUAAAUAUAGUGUAAUUUGACACACUGUAAUAAAUUUCACAAUAGGGAAUAUUUUGAAACUUCACUUCUAGACACUGUGGAUGGUAGGAUUCAGAAGUUUGAAGUACAAUUCAUUAUUUACAUUUUUUUAAUAUGCAGUUCUUCUAAGAAAUCUUGAAAUUCAGAUGAUAGUUAUCUGUAUGGAAUACAUACUCUUGUGCUCUUAACUCACAAUGUUGUCUCUGUGCUAUGUUGUGUAAAUUUUACUUUGCUUUUAUUGGUUUAUCUUAUUUCAUAAAGCAAUCAUAUGUAUGUUUGUGUUUUGUAUUAUGAAAACAUCAUCCUAUAUAAAGAAAGUCAAUAAUUCUAAAGUACUGCUUCUAUUUCCCACCAAUUCUAAAUAAUAAUAUACUGUGUUUAAAUGUUGAGGCAAAAAUGAUAUAAUUAAUUGCUCCAUUUAUGGUAAUAGCAAAUAAAUCAAUUAUUCAAUGAUAAAA
Messenger RNA from Mus caroli (Ryukyu mouse), 1625 nucleotides. Its product is annotated as olfactory receptor 1165-like. Gene Ontology annotation, molecular function: G protein-coupled receptor activity; olfactory receptor activity. The record is from RefSeq and is a predicted model, not a curated record. Gene Ontology annotation, biological process: G protein-coupled receptor signaling pathway. Gene Ontology annotation, cellular component: membrane. Lineage: Eukaryota; Metazoa; Chordata; Mammalia; Rodentia; Muridae.